This is a messenger RNA of Anopheles maculipalpis, 744 nucleotides long. RefSeq names its product probable maleylacetoacetate isomerase 2. The record is from RefSeq and is a predicted model, not a curated record. The coding region runs from base 85 to 744 and encodes 219 amino acids. NCBI's taxonomy places the organism in Eukaryota, Metazoa, Arthropoda, Insecta, Diptera, Culicidae. Gene Ontology annotation, biological process: glutathione metabolic process; L-phenylalanine catabolic process. Gene Ontology annotation, cellular component: cytoplasm; mitochondrion. The transcript is spliced from 4 exons. Gene Ontology annotation, molecular function: glutathione transferase activity; maleylacetoacetate isomerase activity.
ACAGCAUCCCUAAAAAAGCACUUUCUGCUGCAGUCAGCAGCGAAUUACGGCUUCAAAAUUAACUACUCCAAAUUCCAUGGCUCGAUGUCGCUGUCCGCGAUGUCGAAGCCCAUCCUGUACUCGUACUGGCGCAGUUCGUGUUCCUGGCGAGUGCGCAUUGCGCUGAACCUAAAGGAGAUUCCAUACGACAUCAAGCCGAUCAGUUUAAUCAAGUCCGGAGGCGAACAGCACUGCAAUGAGUAUCGAGAGGUAAACCCAAUGGAACAAGUUCCGGCACUCCAAAUCGAUGGACACACGCUCAUCGAAUCGCUCUCGAUUAUGUACUAUCUGGAGGAAACGCGCCCUCAACGUCCACUCAUGCCGCAGGACGUGUUGAAGCGUGCCAAAGUACGGGAAAUCUGUGAGGUUGUCGCAUCCGGUGUCCAACCGUUGCAAAAUCUGAUUGUCCUCAUCCAUGUCGGUGAGGAAAAGAAAAAAGAAUGGGCACAACACUGGAUAACGCGUGGUUUCCGUGCGAUCGAGAAACUGCUCUCAACGUCGGCGGGCAAAUUUUGCGUAGGCGAUGAGAUUACUCUGGCCGACUGCUGUCUCGUGCCGCAGGUGUUCAAUGCACGUCGCUUCCAUGUCGAUCUGCGUCCGUAUCCAAUCAUUUUGCGUAUCGAUCGUGAACUUGAAGGACAUCCCGCUUUUCGGGCUGCCCAUCCAUCCAAUCAACCGGAUUGUCCUCCGGAAGCGGCCAAAUAA